This is a messenger RNA of Brassica rapa (field mustard), 5244 nucleotides long. RefSeq lists its product as uncharacterized. The record is from RefSeq and is a predicted model, not a curated record. Lineage: Eukaryota; Viridiplantae; Streptophyta; Magnoliopsida; Brassicales; Brassicaceae.
AUACACGCUAGCCCCUCGGUAUCUCACCUUUUCUUUGCUGAUGAUAGUCUUUUCUUUUGUAAGGUGGAGCCCCGUGAAUGUGAAGAAGUUAUGAAAGUAGUCAGGACAUACGGGAAAGCAUCAGGUCAAUGCAUCAAUUUCGAUAAAUCCUCUUUACUCUUUGGUAAAAGGAUUCCAGCGAACGAUCGACAGCAGAUCAAAGAUACACUUGAUAUUCAGAAUGAAGGAGGAAUGGAUUCCUACUUAGGAAUCCCAGAGGAUAUUAGUGGAUCGAAGUGUAAGCUAUUUGCUUUCUUAAAAGAAAAGUUACUACACAGAGUGAAUGGUUGGACUGGUAGAUGGCUGUCAAAAGGAGGAAAAGAAGUCCUCAUCAAAUCUAUAUUGCUAGCUCUUCCGACUUAUGUCAUGUCCAGUUUCCUACUUCCCUUGGAAAUAUGUGAAAACCUAGCAAGUGCCAUUGCACAGUUCUGAUGGAGUUCGAAUCCGCCAAAGAGAGGAAUUCACUGGGCAAAAUGGGAGAAAAUGUGUGCGCCUAGAGAGGAGGGAGGAAUUGGUUUUCGUUUGAUCCAUGAAUUCAAUCUAGCUCUUCUGGCUAAACAGCUCUGGCGGCUUGUUCAAUUUCCAGAUUCAUUAGUGGCGAAAGUUCUUCGGUGGAAGUAUUACCGUCUAAGUUCGCCUUUGCGAACUGGCGCUGUGGAUACACCAUCGUAUAUUUGGACGAGUAUUAUAGCGGCGAUGAAGCUACUACUUUUGGGUAUUAGGAGCAAGGUGCAUUCAGGAUAUGAAAUUAAUGUGUGGGAGGAACCUUGGAUUCCUUCAAUGCCAGCAAGGCCAGCUCGAGCAAGAGUCCCAGUUGUAAACCCCAAAAUGACUGUCAGUAGUCUUAUUGAUUUUGAGUCAAAGAAUUGGGAUGUAGGUUUGCUGGAACAAUAUGUGGAUCAAGAAGACAUUCCAAUGAUUCGAAGCAUGGCCAUAAGUCAUACUCACCGACGGGAUACUUUUUGUUGGAGCUAUACCAAAAAUGGUCAGUAUACGGUUAAGUCUGGAUAUUGGGUUGCUACAAAUGUGAUGAGAACGGAGGAGGCUUUAGAAUUUAUACAUCCCAGUAUAACUAAACUCCAAGCCUUUGCUUGGACAGUGAAUGCGCCACAAAAAAUUUGCCACCUUAUAUGGCAAUUAAUCUCUGGACAAGUAGCGGUAACAAGGAAUCUGAUACGUCGUAACAUGCGAUGUGAUAACUACUGCCCGAGAUGUGGAGAGCCAGAGGAAACUGUUACUCAUGCGAUCUUUGAAUGCCCACCAGCCUUACAAGCAUGGACAUUAUCAUCUACACCAUCGAGCUCUCAAAUCUUUCAUGUAUCAAGUGUUUACGCUAACAUGGAUUAUCUGUUCUGAAGGAAGAAUAACAUAAUGAAGCCGGAAGAUGAUAGGGAUCCUUAUCCUUGGAUAAUUUGGUACAUCUGGAAAGCCAGGAAUGAUAAGUUUUCAGAGGCAUAGAUAGAGACCCAUUGGAAUUAGUAAGGUAUGCAGAGAGUGAGUGCCAAGCUUGACACAAUGCGAAGGAAAUUAUAUCUGCUCCUCUACAGGGACAACCUGAAGAAGAAACACAGGCCUUAAGCUUGGGUGAUAUCUGUAUGGUGGAUGGUUCGUGGACCUCCACAGCUCAGUUUAGUGGAAUGGGAUGGGUCAGGAAGGAUAGCACCAGAAAAAUUCAACUUAUGGGAUCCAGGAACUUAACACGGCGCGAAACACCUUUACACUCAGAGCUAGAAGCGCUAAGAUGGGCAAUGGAGAGCAUAAUACAACAUUCGACCUGUCAGAGAUUUGGGACGGACUGCAAAUACCUGAUUGCAAUGAUACAAAAACCACAACUGUGGCCCAACUUCUCAACUGAGCUGGAAAUCAUUCAAACCAUCCGUUUAUGUUUUUCGGACUUCAAGAUCAUCUAUCUACCAAGGACGCAAAAUGAGACUGCAGAUUCGUUAGCUAGGAAUGCACGUUCUUUUCAUAGAUCUAUAUGUUUUAUUGGUUGUUCUAUUCCAGUCUGGUUACCCAGACCACCUCAAGUUUGAGUAAUAGAAUAGCCGUUUGCUGCAAAAAAAAAAAAAAAAAAAAAAUAACAUACUUUAUGGUUGUGGUGUCUUUUCAGGUUACAAAAUUCCUAAAUUACCCUAACCAGAAUGAGUAGGUUCCAUUUGUUAAAUCACUUUGAGACUCCGUUUCCUUUUUGCUUUCUCUUCUCCUCUCUCAUCUUUUUUUUUUCUAUUCAUCUUCUUCUCAUCUUCAUCACUGAAAAAAACAAAGACAUAGUAAGUAUCAACCCCAUAAUUGCUAUGUACACAUGUAAUCCACAUGCACAUCUUCGAAAUUCUAUCCACAUGUACACAAGAUCACACUACGUGUACACCAUGUAAACCUUGAAAUCUAGAACAUGAAACAUGAGUUAUGUUUUAAAUAUGUAAUCAUGUAUCGUAUUGAAUCAAAUUUUGAUAUCAUUCUUCCAAUCUAGAGCAGUAAAUAAGACGUACAAUAAAACAUAUGUUCAUUCUCUAUUUUCUUUUUUAUUUUAGUUACAACUCCUGACUAAAAUCACAAACCAAUGGGUCAAAAAACAAAAAUUACCAGAUCUAAAUCCACUGAAAUUACAGAAAUUUUGGGAUCAACAUUCAAAAUGACAAAAAGUUCACCUAUUUCUUCAUAUCACUUUUCCUCUUAGAUACGAUGGAAGAGAGAAGCCUCGAUCUAGUACUCCGUAUUCCGGCUGAGUGGUGAUUUACGGUGAGGUUAUGGUAUCUCCGACAAGCACUAGUCAAUCUUCACCACCGAAAAUGAUUUCUCCCAAUUUUUAGGAGAUUAGGGUUUCAUCUGAAUUCAUGGGAUUCAUUAUCAAAUCGAAGCUAACCACUUGAGAUUGUGGUAAAUAUGAGGCUGAGAAUUCUUAAUUUCCAGACAAUGGAAGUAGACUAGGCAGAAGUUCCUCUGAUUUAAGUGAUUUUAAUGAGUAAAGAGUUAAUUUUUUCUUCGUUGGGAGAAAGAAUAGAGAAUUGAAAUUGUAACAAAAAAGAAAGAAAAAAAGAUUGGUGUCCAGGACAGAAUGAUCAUUCCACACUGAAAAACUACCCUAGUAGCUGAAACGGUCUUCAAAUGUAAUAUAAACUCAUAAAGUGAUCCUAGAUGAAAAUAACUCACGAAAACAUAAACUGAUCUUUGGUUAACUAUGGACGAGAAAGCGAUGUUAGCGGGUUCAAAUUAAUAUGAAAGCAUUAUUGUUGUCUUAUUAAACUAAGAAACUUAUUCACCUGCAGAACUAACAUAAAAUUAAUACUGCAAUUGUGAAAAUGGACUAAAGUGGCUUUCAAGUUUCAAGGAUAUGUGUUUGUAAAUAAGUAAGGCAGAGAGAUUAGUGUAAAUGGAAGGGUAUUAAUGUAAUAUAACAUGAGCGGAAUGACUGUGCCACUUAAAAAGGAAGUGCUCUGUUCCUCUGCUCUCUCUCUCUCUAACCUCAUUUCUCUGAUCCGUAGGCUCUUCGUAUCCAUGAAGGCUGCUUAAAAACCCUAACAGAUUUUCUUCCAAACGGAGAUCAUUGAUCCACUAGUAAAGAAGCAAUCAUCUCUGUAUCUUCUUCUAACGAGAAGAAAUCGAUCAAUAGCCUUUUCUUACUCCAGCUUUAGAGACGAGCUGAUCCUGUGAUUGAAAAUGGAAACGCUAAUCUUAGCUGCAGAACAUGGGAAGAAAACUGUUGGACGACAUAGUGAUGGUUUUAGAUCGAAAACUUUCAGGCAAAUCAAUUGCAGAACAUUCCAUUAUGGAUAUGGAGUGGGUUUGCUUCCAAGGCCAAAGAGAACCUCUUUAACCAAAGGACCUCUUCCUCAGGCUCCUUGCGGUAGAGGCUCUCAGAUCCGUUGUGAGUUUGUUGAGAAAAGGAGAAGCCUUUCUUACUCUGAGCUUUGGGCAGGUCCUACUUACUCCAACUCUCCUCCACCUACUUCUCUCCCCAUUCCUAAGUUCUCUCUCAGGCAAAAGAGUACCGUUUCUUUGAGCUUCCCACCUCCCCAAGCUGCCAAGUCUGCGCCUGUUUCUCCAACCUCAUCUGCUGAUAACCCUUUUCACACUACUGUCUCUGCCACUGUGACACUGCGUCGCAUGCUCAACCUUGACCAUGAAUGAGAAUAUCACGAGUCUUUAGGUGGGGCAACAGGGGUUAGUUUUAGUUUUCUGCAAUACAUAAAUAAGUAGCUGGUUUGAUUUUGUGUACUAGCGUCUGAUGGUGGUGGUAAAGGAACAACGUGGAAGCAGUCAAGUCUUCACAGCAGAGUUGGUCAGUUGUUACUGGAUCUCCUAUCCUAUCCUAUCCUUGGUGGAGCAGAUUGCUAUAGUGAGUAGAAACACUCAGGAAGCGGAUUCUUGGUUUAGCAUUUAGGAUGGCUAGCUAGAAAUUCACCAGUCUCUAUCUAACAUAUAUACCCUGGGUUGGUGAAUGCUAAGUUCAUGGGGCAUUUCCUCUUUUCCCUUUCUAUAGGUUUCUCUUUUAGAGUCUUGGCUUCUUUUCUUAAGUGGGUUAGUUAGCAAUUAGGUUCCUGUCUCUAUUCUUCCAAGUUGCAAUGGUCUUAAUCUUACCCUUCCUGCUUUGUCUCCCUCCUUGUUCAUAUCUUUUCUUUUCAUCCUUUUGAGUCUUCUUUUCUUUCGUUUAUGUCCAGCCUUAAAUCCUUGCUACUUGUGUUUAGUGGUCUUCCUCUUCAACCCUUUCCUGAUUUUUUUUUGUAAAAGGAAGAAGGGCAUGGGAAGCUCUUUCUUGUGACCAACCCUCUUGAACUGUCUCUAGUCUACUGGUAAAUAUUCAUCCAAAUGUUUCUGGCGAUACUUCUUCUGAAGACAAAAGACAUUCCUCAGGUUCUUCUUGAUACCGGUCUUACCUAGACUACUUUAAAAGUUUCCUUGGAGUUUCGUGAUCCUGCCUAAUCUGCUCUCACCAGGGGCUUAUAGAAGCUGCUGCUCCGCUCUGCUCUGUUGUUGAUGCUUUUGAUCAUAGUUCCUUUGUCUCUACUAUCUUUUGGUUUUCUUGUAUUGGUUAGGUGUCUCAGUGUUUGGACCUCUGCUUUCCAAAAACACAUAUGUUUCUCCUUGUCUUUGUGUAAAGUUUGUGGUAGUGUUGUAGGCAUUUUGGUAUCUGGUACUGAGUUUUAAUGGUGAAGGAGCUGUAUCCCUUGUUCCCUAUAAGUAUUAUUAUCAAAGAUUGUCGAUAAA